Messenger RNA from Rubroshorea leprosula, 616 nucleotides. NCBI's taxonomy places the organism in Eukaryota, Viridiplantae, Streptophyta, Magnoliopsida, Malvales, Dipterocarpaceae. The record is from the annotation of a GenBank genome assembly.
CUUUCUUCUCUACUCUCUUUCUCCCUCUCGGUCUCUCCAAUGUUCCUUCCGAGCUUCACCAAUUUUUUCUCCUUCUCUCUCAAUUUUUCGAAUCCCAAAUUUUCCUCCCGUUUUAGAAGCCGAAGGCCCCCUUUUUAUAGACAAAAGGAAAACCCAAUCCUAAUGUGCUUCUAAUACUCAAAUCCCAAUCCCUAAGAUAACAACUCAAUCCUAUUUGGAAUGGGAUUUCUUAGUUUUCCCACAUCUACCCCUUUUCUAGUCUAGAUUCAUACCUUUUAUGCUUAGAACUCCCUUCUUUGAAUCAAUUUCGAACUCUUCUUUUGCGCCUCUUGUUGAUGACUUUCAAUCUCCGUAAAUUUCUUCAAGACUUGAGUAGAUUUAGGGAUAAGUCAAGAAAAUUUUGUGAUUUUUCUGUUUUGAGAGGGGCUGGCGACAGGGCAAAGAAAGAAACGGGUUUGGGUGGCUAGGGUUUUCAAUCUUUAUUUUAGCUUACAAGAAAAACGACGUCGUUUUGCUAGUUUCUCCUCUCAACCCUUCAAGCUUCACACUUUUUGCAAAAAUGGUCCGUAAGCUUUUACUUUUAUCAUUUAGCCCCAAUUAAAAUUGGGUUAUGACA